ACUAUUAUUAUUAUUGGAUGAUGAAGUUGUUUAGGUACAAUUAAAUAAUUAAUGUGCAGUAGAUGUGGGCUCACUGGUUAGAUAUUAGUAGAAGUUUUGUACCUGUGCAUUCAGGCCCAUAUUUUAUAAGACCUCAUGUUUCUUGAAAAAAAAAAAAAAAAACAUGUCGACCUGGAUAAAGUAAGGAGACAGCAACUUAAACUAGGACAAAAAGUGUGAGGCAGAGGAUGAGAGAAAAUGUAAUGAAAGGAGAAACAGAGGCGUAACACAAUGCAGAGGUGAGAUUAUUAUGUAUUUGGGCUUUCAGACGCCUGUCAAAACACAACAACAAUACAGAAAAUAUACAAAUAUAAAGUUUAACCAAAAUACAGACUUUACAGCAACAUUUGUUAUAUUUUUGAAAUGCUGCUUAUUAUUAUUAUUUUUUUUUUUUAAUAAUUAAAAAAAAAAACUUACACUUUUUCAUUUCGACUUGUUGUCUAGACAGUAUUUGUAACGCGGGAGGUGUGACAGUGGAGCUGAGGAUCUAAAUGCAGGCUUUAUUGCAAGAGUGGUCAAAACAGCAAUAAACAUGUAUAAUCCAGGGCAGACAAAAGAGUAAUCCAAUAAAGGAGCAAUGGUCAGGGCAGGCAGCAAAUGAUCACAAAACCAGAAAACAGUCCAGGGUUAAAAAACAAGACAAAGAACAAGAAAACACAGGAACCGAAUGCUAAAGGCUAACAAUACUAGCAAUGAGUGAGUGUAAAACCAGGCUAUAAACAGGGUGAAACUGAUGAGGAAUCAAGACACAAGUGAAUGCAUUUAGAGUUGAUGAGUCCGGCAAAGGAUUAUGGGAAAUGUAGUCUGGGAUAGAGUGUCAAGAGUCAGAGGUGGAGUGCCCUCUGGUGGAGUUCAAAGGCACUCCAGCAGGAGAUCGAGACAUUAUUUCUCAUUUUCAUUUAGUUAGACAUACUACUAAAAUGACUAAAACCAAAGUAAAAAUGAUAAAAACUAUGGACAUAUAUAAAAAAGAUGACAAAAACAACUAAAUUAACAUUAAACUAAUACAGGUAUUCUUAUAACACUGGAUGCAUAAUAACACUGGAAUGAGAACUUGAAUGAAAAAUGUGCUUGAAUGUCAGAAUGCAAAGCAGAUCUAAAAAUAACUUCCAUGUUCUGCAUUAAAUUGGGGGUGAAAAUGAAGCCUGAUUGACGGGACAAUGCUGGCUCGAGGGGCUCUGUGAUCAUGUGAACAUGGGAACAAGAGACUGGCUUGCACAUCUGACAUCCCUAAAGGGACCCUGGAUGCUGCGAGACACAGACGCGCCGAGCACCAGCGCUGUUCCUCCAACCUCUGAGAGCGGAAACGCAAUGAAAACGUCAUGCAUUUUUGGAUGCUCAGCAGACGAGGGAUGAAUUUCUAGCCGGGUUGAGAUCAGGACGCGGCGUUUGGAUGCAGGAACAUGAGGAAGAGAGACAGCAGGGCACCAGCAGUGCCCAGGUGGGGGUUCUCCCAGAGGGUCGGGGCAGCGCUCCGGUCGAGGACAUGCAGGCGCUGUCAAUCACGUCUCUCUCCACCUCGGAGCUGGAACAGCAGUAUGAGCUGAUCAGUCCUUUAGGAAAGGGCACCUACGGCAAAGUCGACUUGGUAGUGCAUCGGACACAGGGUACUAAACUGGCUCUGAAGUACGUGAGUAAGAACAAGACAAAGUUGCGUAGUUUUCUGCGUGAGUACAGUUUGACGGCCGCGCUGGGCUGCAGCCCGUUCAUCAUCAAGGUCCUGAACACGCUGUUUGAGACGGAGGACAGCUAUGUGUUCGGACAGGAGUACGCACCUGCAGGGGAUCUGUUCGACAUCAUCCCACCUCAGGCCGGUUUGCCGGAGGAGAUGGUCAAGCGCUGCGUUCAGCAGCUGGGUUUGGCUCUGGACUUCAUGCACAGCAAGAGUCUCGUCCAUCGGGACGUGAAGCCAGAAAAUGUUCUGCUUUUCGACCGCGAGUGUCGACGCGUGAAAUUGGCAGAUUUGGGAAUGACACGGCGGGCAGGCAGCCGGAUCAAGAGGAUCAGUGGCACCAUCCCAUACACCGCCGCCGAGGUGUGCCAGGCCUCGGUAUCGGAGGGAAUCGUGGUGGCGACGACCCAGGACGUGUGGGCUUUCGGAGUUCUGCUGUUCUGCAUGCUGACUGGAAACUUUCCCUGGGAAGCUGCAUUGCCUAACGACGCAUUCUUUUCGGAAUUUCAGCGAUGGCAGCGGGGGGCGUUUCCUCCCGGCGUUGUUCCCUCACAAUGGCGGCGGUUUUCAGAUGAUGCUUUGCGCAUGUUUGGCCGGCUGUUGGCGUUGGAGCCGGAGCGGCGCUGUGGGGUUAAAGAGGUCUUCUACUUCCUUAAAUACGAUCUGCUCAAUCAUCACCGCCGCAGAGCUUCCUGUAGGGCGCCUAGGGGCGGUUCCACACAUUGCUCCGCCCACAGACACGCAGAGCCUUCUCCGCCUUCAGGCACUUCCUGUCUACGCCCCACCCCCCUCAAACGUAGCAUCCUGUCCGAACCGCAUUCUUCUAGGGAGGAGUCCUCCAAAAGCCCGUCUCCCAACCGUCAAGACAAGAGCAAAGUGAUGAUGACCACUCCCAUUGAGAUUUGUGUAUGAAGCCCAAACUAGAUAUAGCCGCAAAAAAGGUAGCAAUAUUACUUCAGAACUACACAGGAACAGUUAUGAAAGUUAAUAGAACUGCCAUAAAUGUAGGUCUAGCAAAACUAUGAAACCUGGUUGAUUUAGAGUAAAAGACAGGUCACUUUAGCACUAGAAACGAAUCUGUUUCACUAGGUAAACAUACUGAAUUCAUUAAAACUGCUUUCAUUUUAAAGGAAUAGUUCACUCCAAAAAGAAAUGGAAAUUUUGUCAUCGUUUACCUCAUGUCAUUCCAAACCCAUAGGAUUUUCUUCUUCCGGUGAUCAUGAAUAAAGAAAUACUGCACGAUGCUCCAUAAUGGAUCCUGAAAUGACAUAAAAGCACCAUAUUCUGAGUCCUCUAAAGCCAUCAUAGAUUUAUGUGAGAAAAAGUCCAAAAUUUAAGUCAUUAUUGACCAAAAAUGGCAAAAAUUGUACUUGUAGGAGUACAGCAGCUGGGUAAGUAAACUUAAAUUUAGACAGAUUUGUACCUUAUUUACCCCUAAAAGGUGCAUAUCAGUACCAUAGUGUACUAUAAUUUAUUAAUAUGCACCAAUGUAGGUAAAUUUAGUGGCAUUUAUUCACCUAAGGUACAAUUUGUGCAUUUUUUUCCUGCAUUGUGUCUGGUCAUUGACAUCAGUUCUAAUGUAUCUCGAUGUUUUCAUUUCGAAUUGAAUUAUAUUUGAGAGAUACUAUUUUUUGUGGUCUGUUUCUCACUUAAAGCUGAUCAUCAUGUGGUUUUACAAGACUUAGAAUAUAUUUUAUGAGUCGUAUAAACUACUUUUAUAGUGCUUUUUUGUCUUUCUUGAAGCAAGUGCUA
Messenger RNA from Carassius auratus (goldfish), 3463 nucleotides. Its product is annotated as serine/threonine-protein kinase SBK1-like. Gene Ontology annotation, biological process: protein phosphorylation. The transcript is spliced from 5 exons. The record is from RefSeq and is a predicted model, not a curated record. NCBI's taxonomy places the organism in Eukaryota, Metazoa, Chordata, Actinopteri, Cypriniformes, Cyprinidae. Gene Ontology annotation, molecular function: ATP binding; protein serine/threonine kinase activity. Bases 1433 to 2623 code for a protein of 396 amino acids.